AUUCUAGCAUUUUUUUUAUAUGAUAAUGUGAAUUGUUUAUUUUGAUGUUUGAUUAUUUGAAUUAUUAUAAAUAGGUAUACAUUUCCCGAUUAAACUUUGUUCCAAAGGGUAGUCAAAUUGCUUACUAAAUAUUACUCGUAGUAUUUAAUUCUAAGUAACUAAACUACGAGGACAAACUUUGUAUUUGAAAGAUAUGUUCUACCCCAAAGGAAUCCGCGUAUUUUGAUGCUAUAUAUUUUGUCAUUAGCAAUAGGAUUAUCUGGCACUAAAAAGUAGAAUAUUCUAAGGGUCUCAUUAGUUUGUGUUCUUUUGGAACGACUACACGUAACUGAAAGCAUGGAAUGCCCGGCCUAGGAAGAGUUCAUAAGCGAGUCCAGCCCAAUGAGCGAGUUUUGAAACUCGUCAGGAAGUUGAAAGGAAACGUCUUAGCAAUCUCUAUUAACUAAAAACUAAUAAUGGAACGAAUUCAGCGGCUAACACACCAUCUGUCACCGUCACCACUCGUCGGAAUAUUUCCUACACUUUCCAAAACCAGCCCAUUUCAUAAACCCUUUUCCACAAUUCAUUGCCAACACAAACCCAACUUUUCAAACCUGCAUUUGAUCAACAAAAACAACAACAGAGGCCUCACUACUUCAACUGGACCGGUUCAGGCCGGUUGGUUUUUGGGUUUGGGCGAGAAGAAAAAGGAUUAUGUAAUUGAUGUACCGGAGAUUGUGAAAGCGGGUGACCCGGUACUUCAUGAACCUGCCCAAGAAGUACGGGUUGAGGAAAUCGGGUCGGAGCGGAUACAAAAGAUAAUAGAUGAUAUGGUGAAAGUAAUGAGGGGAGCACCUGGUGUUGGCCUUGCUGCUCCCCAAAUUGGUAUUCCUUUACAAAUUAUUGUAUUGGAGGACACUGAAGAAUACAUCGGGUAUGCACCAAAACAAGAGACCAAGGCACAAGACAGACGCCCUUUCGAUCUUUUGGUGAUUAUCAACCCAAAACUCCAAAAGAAGGGCAACAAAUCAGCACUCUUUUUCGAAGGCUGCUUGAGUGUUGAUGGAUUUAGAGCAAUGGUUGAAAGGUUCUUAGACGUAGAAGUUACAGGCUUAGAUAGAAAUGGGCAGCCAAUAAAGGUGACUGCUUUUGGCUGGCAGGCUCGUAUUUUACAACACGAAUGUGAUCAUCUAUCAGGAACUCUUUAUGUUGACAAGAUGGUUAAAAAAACAUUCAGGACUGUAGAAAACUUGCAGUUGCCGCUGGCUAGUGGCUGUCCUAAGCUUGGUGUUCGGUAGCAUUAUGGUCUUAAAGAAUGUUUUGAUAGAAUUGUUGUAUCUUAUGCAGAUCAUGUAUAAGCUUGAAUGCAUCACUUUAAAGUCAUUGAUCAAUUGUAAUUUAGUUUAUUCUUUUCUUUAUCAGGCAACCCAUUGCAGUGUAAAGAAUUGUCCAUGAACAAGAAUUAUUAUAUAUUACAUUACAUAUUACAUAUUAUCUAUAUAA
Messenger RNA from Erigeron canadensis, 1482 nucleotides. Its product is annotated as peptide deformylase 1A, chloroplastic-like. Gene Ontology annotation, molecular function: peptide deformylase activity. Gene Ontology annotation, cellular component: mitochondrion; chloroplast. The coding region runs from base 456 to 1277 and encodes 273 amino acids. The transcript is spliced from 4 exons. The record is from RefSeq and is a predicted model, not a curated record. NCBI's taxonomy places the organism in Eukaryota, Viridiplantae, Streptophyta, Magnoliopsida, Asterales, Asteraceae. Gene Ontology annotation, biological process: N-terminal protein amino acid modification; peptidyl-methionine modification.